CUUCGAUUCUUCUUCUCUCUCGCUUUCGGCCUCUUCUUAUUCGUCUUCUUCUCCUUCUUCUUCUUCUCCGACAGAGUGGCUGAACACUCGGAGAAGAAGGAGCCAUUGGAGCCGCAUUGUCGAGAGGAGCAUAAGGAGCCAACAACAUGGUCGCCCAAGGGUUCACUGUUGAUUUAACGAAGCCGCUUGUUUUCCAGGUAGGCCACCUUGGGGAGGCCUAUGAGGAAUGGGUUCAUCAGCCCAUUGUUAGCAAGGACGGUCCUCGUUUUUUCGCAAGUGACUUUUGGGAGUCAUUAACUCGCACCGUCUGGUGGGCAAUUCCAACCAUAUGGCUUCCAGUUGUUUGCUGGUUUGUGUUCAUGUCUUACCGAAUGGGCCAUUCGCCAUCUGAGUUAGCUCUGAUGGUUGGAGGCGGAGUAGUCCUGUGGACAUUAAUUGAGUACACAUUACAUCGCUUUCUUUUCCACAUCAAAACGAAAAGUUAUUGGGCAAACACUUUCCAUUAUCUUAUUCAUGGAUGCCAUCAUAAGCAUCCUAUGGAUGGAUUGCGCCUUGUUUUCCCACCCGCUGCGACGGCUAUUCUGUGCAUUCCGUUCUGGAAUCUGGUCAGACUUAUAUCAACACCUUCCACAACUCCUGCUAUAUUUGCUGGAGGAUUACUGGGUUAUGUGAUGUAUGACUGCACUCAUUAUUAUCUGCACCAUGGUCAACCUGCUAAGGAUCCUGCUCGAGGGCUCAAGCGAUACCAUUUAAACCAUCACUUCAGAAUACAAAAUAAAGGAUUUGGAAUCACUUCACCCCUCUGGGAUCACAUUUUUGGAACAUUACCUCCAGCAAAAACCAACGGAAAGAGAAGUUGAUUUUGGUUUCUAAUUUGUGUUUAAGGUCCCGGACAUUAUGUAUAUCGAUGCUAGUAUUGUUGGCAAUGUACAUCAGUGUUUUAGUAUAUUCUUUAUCUAGGAUCACCAUGAUGCUAAUAUUCUUUCUUGGGGAUGUCUGUUUGAUUGUACUAUUGUAAUCUGCAUAGUUUCAAGAUGAUCUCCUAUUUUGUGAAA
Molecule: messenger RNA, 1055 nt
Organism: Dioscorea cayenensis subsp. rotundata (Guinea yam)
Lineage: Eukaryota; Viridiplantae; Streptophyta; Magnoliopsida; Dioscoreales; Dioscoreaceae
Product: dihydroceramide fatty acyl 2-hydroxylase FAH1-like
Exons: 8
Coding region: 147-860 (237 amino acids)
Biological process (GO): fatty acid metabolic process; lipid biosynthetic process
Cellular component (GO): endoplasmic reticulum; membrane
Molecular function (GO): fatty acid 2-hydroxylase activity; iron ion binding
Source: RefSeq, a predicted model, not a curated record